Messenger RNA from Ostreococcus tauri, 1548 nucleotides. Its product is annotated as Histone deacetylase superfamily. The transcript has a single exon. Gene Ontology annotation, cellular component: histone deacetylase complex. The coding region runs from base 1 to 1548 and encodes 515 amino acids. Gene Ontology annotation, molecular function: histone deacetylase activity. NCBI's taxonomy places the organism in Eukaryota, Viridiplantae, Chlorophyta, Mamiellophyceae, Mamiellales, Bathycoccaceae. Gene Ontology annotation, biological process: chromatin organization. The record is from RefSeq and is a predicted model, not a curated record.
AUGUCUCCUCGACCGUUACGACACUGCAGGUCUCGACGGAUGUCCGAUCGACGCGCGUCCGCGCGUUCGGACGCCUCGCGCGCGCUCUCGCUCGAUCGCGUCGACGCCGUCCUCGCCCGCGUCGCCGCGGUGAAGUCCAGAGCCGAGCGUUUACGCAGAGACGCGAGCGUUGAUGACGACGAUGCCGUUGGGGCACCGAGCGUGGAUGAUUUAAUCGAUUCUCUCGACGCGUUGCGCGUGCGAGAGGGCGCGCACAUCGCGCGCGCGGUGACGCCCACGCCCGCGGUAGUCAAAGAGUUGAUUCGAGCGAAGACGGAGACGACGCGCGAGGAAAAGAGCGGGGUGAGGGUUGGAUUGGCGAGCGACGCGCGCAUGGAGCUGCACGAAAAGGAUGGACACUUUGAACGGCCGGCGAGACAUCGAGUGGUGGUGAACGAGAUGCGCGCGGAUGGACUGGAGAGUCGGUGUGAGCGGUUGAGGUGUCGAGAGGCGACGGUGGAGGAGCUCGAGCGGGCGCACUCAAAGGAACACGUGGCGUUCGUCGCGAGCGCGUUUGACGAAGACGGCGAGUCGGUGCAGAUCAUGACGGGCGAGAAUGUGUUUGGUGAUGAUAUCUUCUUCACUCGACACACCGCGGCGGGAGCCAGGAUGGCGGCUGGAUCCGUUUCAGAGGCGUGUUUGAGCGUGUGCAGGGGUGAUGUCGAUCGAGCGUACGCGGUGGUUCGCCCCCCGGGACAUCACGCCGUGUGCGCUCAAGCGAUGGGCUUUUGCUUCUUCAACAACGCCGUCGUCGCAGCUCGAGCGGCUAUGGCGGAGCACGCGGACGUUAAAAAGGUGGUGAUUCUUGAUUGGGACGUCCACCACGGAAACGGGAUACAGGACCUCACGUUUGACGACGAUUCGAUUAUGUACGUGUCGCUACAUAGGUACGGUGAUGAUUUCUAUCCCGGCACGGGCGCCGCGUCCGAGGUCGGGGCGAAAGGGACGAACGUCAACGUGGCGUGGAAGGAGAAGGGUCUUGGCGAUGCCGAUUACCUGGCCGCGUUCGACAUCGUCAUCGAACCAUGUGUGCGGGCUUUUGCGCCUGAUUUGAUCAUCAUCGCGGCGGGCUUUGAUGCCGCAGACGGGGACCCGCUUGGCGGGAUGAUGCUAUCGCCGGCAGGGUAUCAGCACAUGACGAAAAGGCUCUGCAAUAUCGGGACGGGGCGUGUCGUUGUCGCUCUCGAGGGUGGGUACGCGCUGAGACCGCUCGCGACGUGCGCCUCGGCCACCUUACGCGCGCUGCUGGGAGACGAGCCAACGCCGAUUAGUACUCGGUCGAGACCUCGAAAAUCGAGCAUAAAGUUGUGCAAAGAGCUCGUGGGUAUUCUCGCCGAGCACUGGCCCGUGCUCGAGAGCGAUGAACAUCGAAAUACGGUGGAAAAACUCUCAAAGAGUUCCACUAUCGUGGGAUCAGCGCGUGAGUACGCAGUGGGCCGCCGCGCGCGACCGACGAAAUCGACGUCGACUUCUUCCACCGCGACCGCCGCCGGAGCGGUGUGCAAUUAG